Molecule: messenger RNA, 2781 nt
Organism: Solanum stenotomum
Lineage: Eukaryota; Viridiplantae; Streptophyta; Magnoliopsida; Solanales; Solanaceae
Product: receptor-like protein Cf-9
Exons: 1
Coding region: 28-2490 (820 amino acids)
Molecular function (GO): protein binding
Source: RefSeq, a predicted model, not a curated record
UUGAAUUACAAAACAAUAAACUCAAAUAUGAUGAUGCUUCCCAACAACAACAUAUUCUCUCUACUUCAGUUUUUCACUCUUUUAUAUCUCUUUACAGUUACUUUUUCUUCCACCGAGGAAACAACUUCCCUCCUGAAAUGGAAAUCAACUUUCAAGAACCAGAAUAAUUCCUUAUUGUCUUCAUGGAGAUCAAGUUCUAAUGCAUGCUGGGAUUGGUACGGAGUUAUAUGCUUUAAUGAUAGGGUAAACAGGUUAAAUAUUACAAAUUCUAGUGUCAUUGGUACCCUCUAUGAUUUUCCAUUUUCAUCCCUCCCUUUUCUUGAAUAUGUUGAUCUUAGCAUGAACAAUCUAUCCGGAACCAUUCCACCUGAGAUUGGUAAUCUCACUAAUCUUGUCUAUCUUGACUUGUCCAUCAAUCAGAUUUCAGGCACAAUCCCACCACAAAUCGGUUCACUAGCCAAGCUUGAGAUCCUCUACAUCUAUGACAACCAUUUAAAUGGUUCCAUUCCUAAAGAAAUAGGUUAUCUAAGGUCUCUUACUGAGCUAGAUUUGAGUAGCAAUUUUCUUAAUGGUUCUAUUCCUGCUUCAUUGGGGAAUUUGAACGACUUGUCCUAUUUGUAUCUUGAUAAGAAUAACCUUUCUGGCUCUAUUCCUGCAGAAAUAGGAAAACUUGUCAAUCUUAUUGAAGUUUAUCUUUCAAGAAACCAAUUAGCAGGUCAUAUCCCUCCGGAAAUAGGCAAGUUGACCAACGCAAGAGUGUUCUAUGCUCUCUUUAAUGAGUUGUUUGGUCCCAUUCCUACAGAAAUCGGGAAGAUGAAGUCACUUCAGUAUUUAAGCUUACAGAAGAACAAUCUUUCUGGUCUAAUUCCAAAAACUAUAGGUGACUUAACUGAGCUCAAACUUCUGCACCUUUGUGUUAAUCAACUCUCUGGCAAAAUUCCUAGUGAGUUGGGGAAUCUGAAAAACCUCAAUGUUCUGGAAUUAUCCAUUAAUAAACUCACCGGUCCAAUUCCAAUAACUAUAGGUGACGCAACUGAGCUCAAAGAUCUGAACCUUUAUGCUAAUCAACUCUUUGGUUCAAUUCCGUCUUCCUUUGGCAAUUUGAGAAACUUGCAAGUUCUGUCUCUCAGUUACAACAAUCUGAAUGAGGAAAUUCCUUCGUCUAUUUGCAAUUUGACAUCACUGGCAUACCUGUAUUUGAUGAAUAACAACUUGAAAGGAAAAAUUCCGCAAUGUUUGGGUAAUAUCAGUUCCCUCAAGUAUGUGAUAAUGCCACAUAAUAAUCUCAGUGGAGAGCUCCCUUCGUCUAUUUGCAAUUUGACAUCUCUAGAAAUUCUAAAUUUGGGUAGAAACAAUCUAAAGGGAGCAAUUCCGCAAUGUUUUGGCAACAUGAGUGGUCAUCUUCAGGUUGUUGAUAUGCAGCACAACAGUCUUUCUGGUACUCUUCCAAUGACUUUUAGAACUGGAACACUUGGAAGCUUCAACUUGCAUGGCAACAAACUAAAGGGGAAAAUUCCCCAAACUUUGGCCAAUUGCAAAGAGUUGCUAGUUCUUGAUUUAGGAGCUAAUGACCUCAACGACGUCUUCCCGAUGUGGUUGGGAACUCUUCCUAAGUUGAGAGUUUUAAGCUUGAGAUCGAAUAAGUUGCAUGGAUCCAUUAGAACUUUAGGAAGUGAAAACAUGUUUCUUCAGCUUCGAAUGUUGGAUAUCUCUUCCAAUGCCUUCACGGAAAACCUACCAACAAGUUUGUUUCAACAUUUGAAAGCCAUGAGGAUAAUUGAUCCAUCAAUAGAAGCACCAAGCUAUGGAGAUUACCAAGACACGGUAGCUGUUGUAACAAAGGGAUUGGAGCUUGAAGUUGUGAAAAUCCUUUUUUUGUACACCACUAUCGAUCUUUCAAACAACAAAUUUGAAGGACAUAUUCCAAGUAUUAUGGGAGAUCUGAUUGCACUUUGCAUGCUGAAUUUAUCUCAUAAUGGAUUGCAAGGUCACAUACCGCCAUCACUUGGAAGUUUAUCUUCGGUUGAAUCAUUGGACCUGUCAAAUAACCAUCUUGUAGGAGAGAUACCAGCACAAUUUGCUUCUCUUACAUCGCUUGAAGUCUUCAAUCUUUCCUACAAUCAUCUGGAAGGGUGCAUUCCUCAAGGAACUCAACUUCAGACCUUUACGAGCAAUUCAUAUAAAGGCAAUGAUGGAUUACGUGGAUUACCUGUUUCAAAAAGUUGUGGCUAUGCUCAGAUAUUAGAUACAAAUGAUACCGUGUCUAGACUAGAUGAUGAAGAAAGCAAUUCUGAAUUUCUGAGUGAUUUUUGGAAAGGUGCUCUUAUGGGCUAUGGAAGUGGACUAUGUAUUGGAUUAUCCAUAUUAUAUUUCAUGAUUUCAACUGGAAAACCAAUAUGGCUUGCAAGAAUCAUUGUAGAGCUGGAGCACAAAAUGAUGAUGGGAAGGAGAAAGAAGCAGCGAAGGCAAAGGAAUCAGAAGAAGAAAUAAUCAGUUUUUGGACCAUUUUGUAGGCUUUUAAGCAAUAAUAUAUUACUGUUAUUUCUUUUUAAGAAAAAGAUGUAUUAAAGAAGAAAUAUAGUCUUACUUACAUUAACAUCAAGAGGAUUAAAGACAGCGCCUGUCUCAUCUGCUACACAUGGAAGUUAUUGGAAUAUAUCUAACUUCUCCAUCCACAAUGAAUUUGUAAUGAUAUAUACCCAACGGAAGAACCAAGAGACUGGUAUAGUCCUUGCCUGAUCUUUGUAGAAAACAUUUUGUUUCAACAGAGGUACGAUUUGA